Molecule: messenger RNA, 1314 nt
Organism: Pocillopora damicornis (cauliflower coral)
Lineage: Eukaryota; Metazoa; Cnidaria; Anthozoa; Scleractinia; Pocilloporidae
Molecular function (GO): lipid binding
Source: RefSeq, a predicted model, not a curated record
GUACCUGAAAUACUCCUUGAGAAACCAUAGAUACUCGGACAUAUGGCUCACAGCAAGGGACAAUCGUUUCGUUCUUUCUCUUACGAGGAAGAACUACAGAGAGCAAAAGGGCUGAAAGAGGAUUUGGAUAAAGGAGGCUGGCGUCAAGUGCACAUGAGCCCCGGUGCUUGUUACUGGAUGAAAACAUUCUAUAAUGAUGAGGUUCCUAUUAAGAGUCUCUUCACGUUUGACAUGCCAAUGCCCGCCGAAAAGUUCGUGGAAAUGUUGAACCCAUCCAACCAGGAGAUUCGCAAAAAGUGGGAUGAAGUAUUUAAAGAUCAUGUUAUUUUAGAAGCUUACCCUGACAAUGGCGGUUACUUAACCUCAAGCCGAAUAAAAACGACUUGGCCGCUAGCUGAUCGGGAAUUCCUGUUGUUCAUACCCCCCGUCAUACAAGUUGACUGGUAUGGGAAAAAAUCGUGGUUUAUCAUUCAGAAAAACGCUUGGCACCUAUCAAAACCCGAGGGCGAAAAUGGUCUGGUGAGGGCAACUAAUGGUGGAAACUUUUACAUUGUUACACCAGACGACGAACGGCCAGAAGCGGCGUGUAAAGUGUUCAGCCUAACAAACAAUAACUACAACGGCAGGCUACCCAAGACAAGGAUGGAAUGGAUGCUUAGCCGGGCUGUUCCGCGAGGCUUCAAUGGGCUGCGAGCAAGCAUGAUCAACGGCUACAAGAAGUAUUUCCAAAACGCACAAGAGUGAAUGGCGGAAUCUUUCGGGUUCCUGGGUGUCUUAAAUGAGACGUUUCACGGACUGUGGUUUGAGCACGGUUUGACGCUGCCUAUCUAAGUAUUUACGCGCUUAAAUUUCCAUAUGAAAGAGUACAGUCUACCCACAAGCUGUAAAAAUGCUUUUCAAGCAGUUAAAGUUAACAAAGGCUGCCAUUAAGGACAAGACCCGAAAAAGGUUAUUUCGUGAAUUCGUUAUUUAUUUUGUAUGUAUGCUUUAUAUGACUCCUGAUAAUGGUAUAGUACUGCAUGAUUCUGGGUUCAAAAUUUAAGAAAUAUUUUCUUUAGUCUCCUACUUCAUUGCCUUAUAAGACAGUUUUUUUGUUACAAAAUAGCUUUGCUGUUCUAAAUUUGUCCAGAAGCCGGUAUAAAUCGCCCGCCUGCCGCUCCCACUAAAAAUGAUACAAUAAAAUGUAUAUUUAACAAGGCAGUAUUUUUUCUAUAUCGGCUUUUCAUGAUCAAUCUCACAUCAUGUCGGUGCGAAAGGAGGUCUCAUUCAACUAUUGCUGAUGUUGUGUGUAAAUAUAGUUGUGUGUAGCGUCAA